AUGGCCUCGCCUACUCACGACCCGGCUGACAUUCUUUGCUGGAUGAGGGAUGUAUCCGGAAAUUUGGAGGACACAAGCUCACUCGAAGAAGAGGUUCCAAUUCCCCCUGAAGUUAAGCAAAUUCAAGAGACCAGUUCUGGUACCGCCUACAUUGCUGACCGGUCUGCUUCUGGAAGUGGAUCACGGGCAAGCGAAUCUGGAGAGACGCCAGCUCUGACGACAAACUCAACAUGUACCAAACGCUCCUCACGAUCUGAAGAGGGAACUGACACUGAAAGUGUUAAGAGACCUGUCGCCCAAGAAAGCUGGAAACUGUCACAUCGUCUUACUGGCCAGAUAUUCGCGACGUCUAUGCCAGAUCACUUCAUGACCCGAGCAUCAAAUGUUGCGUUCCCUGUUCCAUCUGUCAUGAGGAUUGCGCAGACGAAACCAAUGGAGCAGACCAUUUGCAACGAUUGUCAGGCCGAGACUGAUUUCGGAAGUCGAAUCCUCCAAGGUGAGCAUAUUGCCGAGCCAUUUCCCCGCGGCGGCGCUCCCCGACAUAUGAUAGAUUGGUACCGUCAAGUAAGGGAUGAGUUUGAAACCAAAGCAAAGUUGAGCUUGGGUGACGGAAUGAGACCGAUCGACGUCUCUGGCAUGAUUCACAAAGAGAUUUUCGCCGAGAUGAAAUCAUGGCUGUAUUUUCUGAAGGAGGAUGUGGCUCACAGAGUACAGGCAAGUAUCGCUAAGAUUGAGACAGAGCUGGAUGAAACUCACUGGUGGAAUCGCGCUGGAGUGGACGCGGAAGAAGAGUUCGACAUCAACCCAGGCUAUGGCAAUCGCUCAGAUGGUGGCGAGGACCGCGGCGAGGACGGCAUGAGUUACGAGGGCUUUGAUGGCCGCUGGCAUGGCGAUGAGACUCAGGCUGGGGACAGGGAUUACGAUGCCGCUAACUAUACUUGGUGA
Messenger RNA from Colletotrichum paranaense, 945 nucleotides. RefSeq lists its product as uncharacterized. NCBI's taxonomy places the organism in Eukaryota, Fungi, Ascomycota, Sordariomycetes, Glomerellales, Glomerellaceae. The transcript is spliced from 3 exons. The record is from RefSeq and is a predicted model, not a curated record. Bases 1 to 945 code for a protein of 314 amino acids.